UUCGUUCUCUUUUUCCCUCCCCUCCACUGUCUCUCUUCGCCCGGCACGACAGAAUUUCCCCGUUGGCUUACCGCUCUCUCGCUCUCUCUCACACACGCAUUCAAACCCUUGCAUCGUAUGAUUCAAUGAUUCUACAGUAUCACUAAUGGAAGACAUUUUUGGUUCAGUUAGGCGAUCACUGGUGUUCCGUACACCCGACGGCGGUGGCGAUGACGACGGCGCCACCGUCGGAACCCUGGUGGACAAGAUCGGCUCUUGCAUUCGUAACUCCAGAGUCUUCUCUAGACCCUCUCCGCCACGACCGGUUCUUCCUCCCGUCACCAAAGAUGUUGCGCCUCUGAUCCGGUGGCGCAAGGGCGAGUUGAUAGGUUGCGGCGCCUUCGGCCGUGUCUACAUGGGCAUGAAUCUCGACUCCGGCGAGCUCCUUGCCGUCAAGCAGGUCUUGAUCGCCACGAGCAAUGUUUCCAGAGAAAAAGCUCAGGCUCACAUUAGGGAGCUAGAGGAAGAAGUGAAGCUUCUUAAGAAUCUCUCACAUCCAAAUAUUGUUAGAUAUUUAGGUACAGUGAGAGAGGAGGAAACCUUGAAUAUUUUGUUGGAAUUUGUACCUGGUGGAUCAAUAUCUUCUCUUUUAGGGAAAUUUGGAUCUUUUCCUGAGGCUGUCAUAAGGAUGUACACAAAGCAGUUGCUGCUAGGACUUGAGUAUCUUCAUGAGAAUGGGAUUAUGCACAGAGACAUCAAGGGGGCCAAUAUCCUUGUUGAUAAUAAGGGAUGCAUUAAACUUGCAGAUUUUGGUGCAUCCAAACAGGUUGUUGAGCUGGCUACUAUUUCAGGUGCCAAGUCUAUGAAGGGUACACCAUAUUGGAUGGCUCCUGAAGUCAUCCUCCAGACUGGGCAUAACUUCUCUGCCGAUAUAUGGAGUGUUGGAUGUACAGUUAUUGAGAUGGCCACAGGGAAGCCUCCUUGGAGCCAACAGUACCAGGAGGUUGCAGCUCUAUUCCACAUUGGGACAACAAAGUCACACCCCCCAAUACCAGAGCAUCUUUCUGCAGAGGCAAAACAUUUCCUGCAGAAAUGUUUACAAAAGGAACCAAACUUGAGACCAGCUGCAUCUGAACUGCUGCAGCAUCCCUUUGUUGUCGGGGAAAACAUGGAGCAUUUUGUUUCCCAUACUCCAGAUAUGGAGAUUUCUGAGAUCCCUUCGCAAACAUUAGGGGCAAACAUAAACUCUCAAAUGACGAUGCACGCUAACUUGGCGGAUAUAAGUGAAUUGCGUAGUCUGGGUUGCUCAACUCUAUUUCCUGAGAAAUAUUCAAAAUUUGAUCCCAUUUGUGAAGCAGAUAACAGUAAUGAUGACAUGUGUCAGAUUGAUGACAAAGAUGAUUUUACAGUGGCUGAAGAAGUAAAGUUCUAUUCCACCUCGUCAUCUGCUGACUUCAAUAAGAGUUUUAAUCCUAUGUGUGAUCCCUCUGAUGAUUGGAGGUGCAAAUUUGAUGGAAAUAUGGAGCCCGGACAAAGAGGAGCGAAUUUGCAUGCUGCUGAACCAAUUGAUAGGCCUCCUGGUAGCUCUGGAGCGUCUGGUGAGGGGGAGAAUGAUUUCUCUUCCGGCUAUGAGCCAUCACUAUCUGAGGAUGAUGAUGAAGUUACAGAAUCCAAAAUUAAAGCUCUCCUGGAUGAGAAGGCUCUGGAGCUGAAGAAACUACAAACGCCUUUGUAUGAAGAGUUCUACAACACUUUAAAUGGAGUUUGCUCUCCAAGCAUUGCGAACAUGCAUGAUGAACAUGGCCCAAAUUACUUGAAGUUACCUUGUAAAAGCAGGUCACCAAAUCAGGUUCCAGCUGGAGCCCCAUCUGCUGCUAUUGAUGCUGCUGGUGCUGGAAGCCCUGGGAGUGAUACCAGAUGUUUAAUGAAUGCCAGCAAUGCAAUUAACCAAACUUCUUUAGAAAUUGUGUCACCCCAAAUCAAUGAUUGGAAAGAGGUUAUUGUUGAUGGUCAGCAGGAAACAAGUAGCCCAAGUGCAAGCUUUUCUGAGAGGCAAAGAAAGUGGAAAGAGGAGCUUGACCAAGAGCUUGAAAGAAAACGAGAGAUGAUGCGCCAAGCCGGCAUAGCUGGAAAAACAUCAUCGCCAAAGGAUCCCGGUUUGAUUCGGCACAGAGAACGGUCAAGGUUUGCAUCUCCAGGCAAAUGAGUUUGUUACAAGUACAUCCAUGUUGGCAGGGAGGAAUAUUUUUUGUUUUCCUUCCAGCAAGUAUCAUCAUCGGGCUGAGGUUUUGGUAUAAAUGGGAAAAAAAACAAGCCUGGUGGUCUGCUUGUUUGCUCUGUUAAAAAUAGCGGGCACUACAAUGCAAGCUGAUAAAUAGUCUGCAAAACAUGCCUGGUGGUAUGCUCUCUUCUAUAGUGAAAGCUUGUGUAUGAUUUUGUGCUAUACAAAGCAUUUUCAUUUUCUUUCUUUACUUUGUUCUGAAGAGGGUUUUGGGGGUGGGUCGUGUUAGAUGGAGAUGCAUUUCUUGUCUCUAUUACUUAAAAAUUGUAUUCUUUAAUACUGAAUAAUUUGGAUUGUUCAGGCAGUAUAGUGUUCAUGAGAAAUUUUUUU
This is a messenger RNA of Malania oleifera, 2590 nucleotides long. Its product is annotated as mitogen-activated protein kinase kinase kinase NPK1-like. Lineage: Eukaryota; Viridiplantae; Streptophyta; Magnoliopsida; Santalales; Ximeniaceae. The transcript has 17 exons. The record is from RefSeq and is a predicted model, not a curated record. Gene Ontology annotation, molecular function: protein kinase activity; ATP binding. Gene Ontology annotation, biological process: protein phosphorylation. Bases 146 to 2185 code for a protein of 679 amino acids.